Frankliniella occidentalis (western flower thrips) is the source of this 282-nucleotide messenger RNA. Its product is annotated as ecdysone-induced protein 78C. Gene Ontology annotation, biological process: regulation of DNA-templated transcription. The annotation marks the transcript as partial. The record is from RefSeq and is a predicted model, not a curated record. Lineage: Eukaryota; Metazoa; Arthropoda; Insecta; Thysanoptera; Thripidae. The transcript has 2 exons. Gene Ontology annotation, molecular function: sequence-specific DNA binding; zinc ion binding; DNA-binding transcription factor activity.
AGCAACAAUUCGCGGCGGCCGACUCCAACAGCACGACGCCGGCCAAGACGUUCAUCCCGUGCAAGGUGUGCGGGGACAAGGCGUCGGGGUACCACUACGGCGUCACGUCCUGCGAGGGCUGCAAGGGGUUCUUCAGACGCAGCAUCCAGAAGCAGAUCGAGUACCGCUGCCUGCGCGACGGCAAAUGCCUGGUCAUCAGGCUGAACCGGAACCGCUGCCAGUACUGCCGCUUUAGGAAAUGUCUGGCGGUCGGCAUGUCGCGGGACUGUAAGUACUCUCCGG